AGCACUAUUCCACUCCAGUCAGGUAUUAUACACUGAGAAAUGUCUACAUUAGUUCUCUAUAGCUCUCUGCAAAGUGAGUCACUGCAGACAAGAGACGACAUCCCCUGCUAUGGAAAAGCUCUCGCUAGAAGAUUUUAGUCGAAGCCUGGCGUGAUCUCAGCAUCUAGGAACCUGUGGUUACCAAUCAAUUGGUACAACAGAGCAGAGCAAGGCUGCAAUAGCGUGCAGAUCAGACGUCUCUCCUUGUUUCUAGAUAACUGGGAGCCUCUGUACCAUGUCAUAUCCUCAGUUUGGAUACCCUUACUCUUCUGCACCCCAGUUCCUGAUGACCACCAAUUCCCUGACAACUUGCUGUGAGUCUAGUGGCAGGACUCUGACAGAUUCAGGCACUGCAGCCCCGGCUCAGACGCCAGUCUAUUGUCCUGUAUACGAAAGCAGGCUGUUAGCCACAGCCAGACAUGAGCUCAAUUCUGCAGCUGCCUUAGGAGUUUAUGGAAAUCCUUACACAAGUACCCAGGGCUAUGGAAACUAUGUUACCUAUGGUACUGAAGCUUCUGCCUUCUAUUCUUUGAACAGUUUCGACGCGAAGGAUGGGACUGGAUCUACGCAUGCGGGCAUUACCCAGGCGGCUGCCUACUAUCCCUACGAUCACACACUCAGUCAGUAUCAGUAUGACAGGUAUGGCACUAUGGACGGAGGCACCCGAAGAAAAAACGCUACUCGUGAAACCACCAGCACGCUGAAGGCCUGGCUGCAGGAGCACAGGAAGAACCCCUACCCCACCAAGGGCGAGAAGAUCAUGCUGGCCAUCAUCACCAAGAUGACCCUCACCCAGGUCUCCACCUGGUUCGCCAACGCCAGGAGGAGGCUCAAGAAGGAGAACAAGAUGACCUGGCCUCCGAGGAACAAGUGUUCCGAUGAGAAGAGAUCCUACGAAGAGGAAGAGGAGGAAGAGUCACAGGAAGACAAUAUGAAGAACGAGAAAAACGAUGAGGCCACCAGCAAAGAAGAAAAAGAGCUGGAACUGAGUGAUUUGGAUGACUUUGACCCCAUUGAGUCGGAAAGCUCAGAAUGCGAAUUGAAACAGCCCUUCCAGCACCUGGAGAGCAGCCAGCUAAGGGCAGCCGACACAUGUGCUACUAAUCAUUGCAAGGAGCCUUCUCUAAAGACACCGAUCCCGGCGGCCACUAUUGAAGAAGACCUGGAGAGGGCUAAAAACUGUCUCAAGAAUGUGGUGGACGAAUGUGAGCAAGACUUAACCAAUGUAAGGCAGAGAAGUUGUGAGUCCAAAAUGUGUUUUCAGCAGGGGCAACAAAUAUUGGAGACAAAACCCAGGAUUUGGUCCUUGGCUCACACUGCCACUUCUCUAAACCAAACUGAGUAUCCUUCCUGCAUGCUGAAACGCCAAGGAGUAUCCUCUUCCGUUGCAGUUUCUGCUCCUGUUAGUGUCAUUGACAGACAUCAGGAUUCCCCAGUCACCAAUCUCAGGAACUGGGUGGAUGGGGUGUUUCAUGACCCCAUAUUCAGACACAGUACUUUGAACCAAGCUUUGAGCAACACAACAGUUUCCUGGGCUACCACCAAAGGGGCUAUUCUGGAAACGGGAUCUUUAGGACGCUCAAUGGGGAACAGUACUAACGUGCUCAAAGGCCAACUGUCAAACUUAUCCCACCAGGACUCAAAUAAAGAAUUUCUUGCAUUUCCCAAAUCAGGAAGCAAAAUGUUUUGUUCUUAACAACACCCCAAGUGGCAAAGAACUUUCUAACACCUGAAGAGUGGGAUACACUGAAAAGAGAUUUGGAAGAAUUUAAAUUUAAAUAUAAUUUUUUAAAAAAUAACAAAGAUAAGGAUUUAACGUUCAGUUUGCUUAAUUAAACAGGCAGACUUUACUCAUUGCUGUUUUGAAGAAUUUCUGUUGGCGGCGACUUUAAGGGAUCAGUGUCCUAAAAAUAAUUUAACUCCAUGUCUAAAAGCACGUACUAUAGUGUAGGCGAACUUAAAAGUUUACAUCCAAAAGUUUACAAACGAGAAAUUUAAAUUCAGAUAUUUAAUUUAAGGCAUGCCAAUAUUAGUUAUAAAGACUUUUCAGAUUUUUUUCCUUCUGAUUUCAUUGUUAUCAUAUAAUUCACAAACGGCACUUAUACCAAGUUUACACUAUUGCACAAAUUUACCUUGACAAACAUGUUUAAAAAGUAUGUUCACUCCAAUAAAUUGUCUGUUUCAGAAGU
This is a messenger RNA of Dermochelys coriacea (leatherback sea turtle), 2228 nucleotides long. It is a transcript of the gene IRX4, whose product is annotated as iroquois homeobox 4. Gene Ontology annotation, molecular function: RNA polymerase II cis-regulatory region sequence-specific DNA binding; DNA-binding transcription factor activity, RNA polymerase II-specific. The transcript is spliced from 6 exons. Bases 275 to 1735 code for a protein of 486 amino acids. Gene Ontology annotation, cellular component: nucleus. Gene Ontology annotation, biological process: neuron differentiation; cell development; regulation of transcription by RNA polymerase II. Lineage: Eukaryota; Metazoa; Chordata; Testudines; Dermochelyidae. The record is from RefSeq and is a predicted model, not a curated record.